AUGCAAAUCCCCUGCUCAGCGCGUUGUCAAAGCGCCAAGGCGGCGCAAACUGGGCCAAGACCGUAUGCGAAUCCGUCGUCGCGAAGAGGGCUGUCCAACUCACCCUUCUUGAUUCCAGGACUCAAGUUCUUCACGGACCCCGAGUCGAACAGUCGUCCUGGAAACCUGUUUUCGGAGAAACUUCACUCUGACUACCAUAACAAUCCAGAGACUAGAUAUCAUAUCCCUUUCGCUCCUAUUGGGGACCCUGGAAACAGGAGACUAAAAGUCAUCACGAUCGAGGCCGGUCUGGCUGGUGUUAUACUAGCCUACAACAUCGAGAAGCAUUGCCCUAAUGUGGAACAUGUAAUUUACGAGAAGAACCCAACAGUCGGCGGAACUUGGUACCAAAACCGAUAUCCUAAUGCCGCAUGCGAUUCCCCGACCUGUACAUAUCAGUUCAACUUUGCCAUCGACCCCGAGUGGGAGAAGUUUCUGUCAGGAUCUGACUACCUACGCCAGUAUGUGGCUAAAGUUGUAAAGAAGCUCGACCUCGAGAAGUAUAUGACGUUCAACUCGAGAGUGAUCGAAGCCCGCUUCGACGAUAAGAAAGGUAUAUGGGAUGUCAAGAUUGAGCAGACGGCGAGUGACGAGAGCAAGAAGACCUUCACCGGCGACUGCGACCUCCUCCUAGGCGCAGUGGGUAUCCUGGAUCGCUGGGAGUACCCAAAGAUCCCUGGCCUCGAGUCGUUCAAGGGUCAAGUGAUUCACUCGGCCGACAGGACAAAGUGGAAACAGUACACCAAAGAUAAAUGGGCAAAUGAUGAAAUCGCUGUCAUCGGGUCAGGAGCAAGCGCGUAUCAGGUCGUACCAGGUAUGCAGCCUUACGCCAAAAGAGUACACAGCUUUCUCCGCACACCGGCGUGGUUUUUUGCCCAGAUGUCUUCUUUUGGUGGAGACCCUCGACCACAGGAUUAUACAUCUGACCGUUGGUGUUUGGAGCCAGAUACCGAAGAGGAGAAGUCCCUCUUCAGAAAGGACCACGGCGCUAUGCUCAAGCACGCAAAGGCUAAUGAGAGUGUUUUGAUGAUGCUGCAGCAUAUGAUGGUGAAGCACGGCCCUGCGUAUCACCAGGCCCGAAAGACUUUGACGGAGAGGACUCGCAAGUGGAUCAAAGAUGACGACCUGUUUGAAAAGCUGAUUCCUUCUUGGAGUCCAGGCUGCCACCGAAUCACUCCUGGCGACCCAUUCAUGGUAGCUAUCCAAGAGCCCAAUGUUGAUGUUCAUUUAACGGGUGUCUCACGAGUCGACGAGAAUGGAGUCUUUGGUGACGAUGGCACCUACACCGCAUGUGUCCUACCGAACUCCCUUCCCCUUGAUCGGGUUGGACGACUACGACCUUCGCAAAGAGUGGCAUACCGUCCCAGCGAGCUAUAUGGGUGUCUCCUGGAAGCAAUCGUCGGCUACACAGUCAAGGUAAUCAAGAAGAUGCAACGAGACAACAUCAAGUAUUUUGUCCCCCGCCAAGACGCUACCGAUGAGUUCAACGACCACGCUCAGUCGUGGUUCAAAGGCACUGUAUGGGAGGAGAACUGCAACGCCUGGUAUAAGAACAGAAAAACAGGGCGCGUAGAUGCUAUUUGGCCAGGAAGUGCUCUCCAUUUCCGGGACGCCAUCGAAGAUCCUCGCUGGGAGGACAUGGAGAUCAAGUAUCAUUCGUAUCUUGGAUAUGGGUUCGCCCCGGUCGACCUUAGCACUUCUUCUGAGGCAGACCGUAGUCCAUACCUCAAGCUAGAGAACCUCGAUCCGCGAUUUUACGAAUAG
Messenger RNA from Fusarium subglutinans, 1803 nucleotides. RefSeq names its product sterigmatocystin biosynthesis monooxygenase stcW. The record is from RefSeq and is a predicted model, not a curated record. The transcript has 13 exons. Bases 1 to 1803 code for a protein of 600 amino acids. NCBI's taxonomy places the organism in Eukaryota, Fungi, Ascomycota, Sordariomycetes, Hypocreales, Nectriaceae. Gene Ontology annotation, molecular function: N,N-dimethylaniline monooxygenase activity; flavin adenine dinucleotide binding; NADP binding.